AUGCCCGCUCCAUCAGAUUGCAUAAAGUUCGGCAUCAGCCGCCUGGUGGAAAAGUUCAACGACAGCCGUUCGGCUUACGACACAUCGUAUGCUGCGAACAACAACAACAACAUCACCAAGAGCCUCAAUGUACCGGAUAUCGACAACCGACGUGGAGGCGCCGACGACGACGACGACGAACGAGAAGUGAAGAGCGGCCGAUGCGCGAGGGAGUCAGCSCGGAAGAUAUGGUCACCGGUGAGGAGUUCGCCAUCGCCGUCCUCGUCGUCUGAACUGGACGUGGAGAGCCGGUUGGCGUCGCCGGACAUCGACGUGACCAAAUGCGGUACCACUCCGCCACCAACAGUGCAACCACCUCAGCCCAUCGUAUCUACGGUGCAGGUGACUGCAGCCGGCAAGCCACCGGUAACCGCCAAGAACUCGGAGGCGUUCAGCGUUAGUGCGCUGCUCAAACCGGACGCACCCCGCACCGUCAGACAUCCGUUCAAUCACCAUCACCACCAUCAUAACCAGCAACAACAUCACCAACAGCACCACCACCAACAGCAGCAGCAACAGCAGCCGGCCAUGACAGCCGUCGAUACCAUAUCGGUCACGAGAUCGCUGUUGUACCCUGCCGUCCAGUUCCCGGACCUGAUCAAAGACACACGGAAGGAAGUGCACUUGCACCCGUCCGCGGCCAACACGCUGCUUCAGAAACACUUUUCCGGUUUCAGUUUUCACCCACACUUCUAUUCGGCCGCCAACAUGCUGAACCCAUCCAACGGUUCACCCGAGCACGGCGCCAAUGGCGGCGGCAGUGGCGGCAGUGGCGACCCGCACACUGACAACAAUCACAACUUGCUCACCAGCUCGCUGUAUCUGAGUCUAGGCGCCGUCCAGGCGGCGGCCGCUGCAGCUUUUGUCCAUCCCCUGUCCACAACAGGCAUGAGUUCGCCGGCGGCCAAUCCGUUCCACUCGUCGGGUCAACAGCAGACUUCCGGUGGCGUGGUGAUACCGCAUCCGUCGGCCGAGGACAUGAUGAAGCUGCGGCAACAGUUCGCGCCCGGCGCCAAUCAGCCGCUGGCCGCGGCCCCACCGACGGACCCCGGCGGCCACAUGCGACACCACCACAUGUUGAUGAGGGGCUCCGUCUUCGGCGACGUUUACUCGUGCAUCAAGUGCGACAAAAUGUUCCCGACGUCGCACGGUCUGGAGGUGCACUCUCGGAGGUCGCACAACGGCAAGAGACCGUUCUCGUGCGAGCUGUGCAACAAAUCAUUCGGCGCCGAGAUAAGCCUGAACCAACACCGGUGGCUCUGUUGCCGUCGAUCGGCGCACAACGUAGAAAAACUGUUUGAAUGCAAACAGUGUGGUAAAACUUUCAAAAGGUCGUCCACUCUUUCUACGCACUUGCUGAUCCACUCAGACACGCGACCAUAUCCCUGUCAGUUUUGCGGCAAACGGUUUCAUCAGAAAUCCGACAUGAAGAAGCACACGUACAUACACACAGGCCAAUAUCCUAAAUGA
Molecule: messenger RNA, 1509 nt
Organism: Diuraphis noxia (Russian wheat aphid)
Lineage: Eukaryota; Metazoa; Arthropoda; Insecta; Hemiptera; Aphididae
Biological process (GO): regulation of transcription by RNA polymerase II
Cellular component (GO): nucleus
Molecular function (GO): RNA polymerase II cis-regulatory region sequence-specific DNA binding; DNA-binding transcription factor activity, RNA polymerase II-specific
Source: RefSeq, a predicted model, not a curated record